AUGGUCUCCUGCCGAGCAUUCCCUACAUCUCUCAAGGGUGGAGCCACUUCAUGGUUUUUAAGGCUCCGACCUAGAUCGAUAAGUUCGUUCGUGAAACUCUACGAGCAAUUUAUCACCCACUUCCAGAGUAGCGUCAAGCAGAAGAAGACCACAGUCAAUUUGUUGAACGUGAUACAGAACCCUGGGGAGUCCCUCAAGGAAUACAUCACCAGGUUCACUAAGGAGUCCUUGGAGGUCCAAGACCUAGACAACCAGACCCAGCAUGCAGCUUUGGCUGGGGGCAUCAGGGACCUAGAUUUGAUCAAGGACCUGGCACGACAUGAGACUAGGACGAUGAAAGAGCUUCUUAAGCGGUGCAAUGAGUUUGCCAACGUGGCUGAGGUACUACAAGCUCGGAAGAAGAUGAUCGAGGCCAAACCGCAGGAUAAUAAGAGAUCGGCCCCGGAAGAUCAUCAAGAGGGCAAGAGAUUGAGGACCGAGCGCCGACAGGAGAAAGGUGAUUGCCAACCAGACAAGACUGAGCGCCGCCCAAAGAGGACUGAUCGAGCUGGAAGCCCCGACUACACUCCCCUGAACACCACAAGGUCACAGAUCCUCAUGCAUAUCCAAGAUCGUGGCUUGCUCAAUUGGCCACGACCUAUGCUUGUAGGACCCGAGAAGCGAAACCCACACAAGUACUAUCUCUUCCACAAGGACACAGGACAUAACACGAAAUGUCAUGCCCCCAUCUCGAUGAAAGAUUUUUUACAAUAA
Telopea speciosissima is the source of this 753-nucleotide messenger RNA. RefSeq lists its product as uncharacterized. The record is from RefSeq and is a predicted model, not a curated record. The transcript has a single exon. Bases 1 to 753 code for a protein of 250 amino acids. NCBI's taxonomy places the organism in Eukaryota, Viridiplantae, Streptophyta, Magnoliopsida, Proteales, Proteaceae.